AUGCGCGCGCCGCGCGCGCCGCGGCUCGCGCUCGCCGCCCUGGCGGCGCUGUGCGGGGCGGGCGAAGGCACGACUGCGGGCCUGGCGAACACGUUCAUAGAGGGGGUCGGAGUGGACGACAAUACGUUCUUCAGCCUUUGUAGCAGCGUGGGUGACCUGUCCGAGUCGCUCACGCUGUGCGACACCACCGAGAGCUGCCAGAGCGUCAUCGUCUACCAGUGCAUGUCGUUCUUCGCGUGCACGAGCGCGUACACCGUGUCCGAGAUCGCUGCCGCAGGUUCGGGCACGGGCUCGUGCACGUGGUCCAAGGUGGGCGACUCGACAACGGGCACCACGCUGACUCUGACGACGACCUCUGUGACCGCGACCACGAAGACCGACAUUGCGUUCGUGGAGGGCCCUAGGGUCGAUGACUUCGCGUUUUUCCUGUACUGCGACACCAGCUUCGGCACCCUGGAUCAGGCGGAGGCGACCUGCAAUGCCAUGGCAGGAUGCCAGAUUCUUCACUCGUACGGGUGCACCGCGACAACGUGGGUCGCCUGCAGCGGAAGCCCGGAGGACCUCAUGACUUACGGCGACGGCACGGACGCAUGCACUAUGAUUGACGCCAGGUUGGUUGCUUCAUCGACUCUGACAACAGCCACGACGACGGUCAUCACAAUUACAACGGCAAGUGCAACUGCAACGACAGGCAGCACAUCAGUCACAACGCCGACGUCUAUCACGACCGCGAGCUCGACGACUUUGACAACCAGCACUUCUACGCCAACGAGCGCUACUUCGAAAAGCACGACAACUACACAGAGCACCACCAGCGCGACAACUCGAUCAACAUUGACAAUAACCACCGCUACCACAACCACUUUGAGCACCGAAAGCAAGACCACCACCAGUUCAGCGAGCAGCGGCACAGCGACGAGUUCAACGACGCGCUCAACGAAGACGGUUACAACAUCUACAUUGAGCACCCGCAGCGAGACCAGCUUCACAUCGGUGAGCAGUGCCACAGCAACGACCACGAGUGUGACAACGAUAAGCGUGACGACAACAACGUGGACGACGACGACCGUCACAACUACGAAUACCAUUACGAUGACCAGCUCGUCUACGAUGCUUUCCACCAGUGUGAGUAGUAGCGCGAGUGCCACAACUAUCAGUUCGAUCUCAAGCACCACAGGCACAACAGGAACCAGUACGAAGACGACGGUGAGCACCACCAGCAGGACGACUAGCGCAACUGCCACAACUACCACCUGGACAUCCAGCACAUCAGGGACAACAGGAACCAGUACCAAGACGACUGUGAGCACCAUCAGCGGCACGACUAGCACAAGUGCCACAUCUAUGAGUUCGAUAUCCAGCACAACAGGCACAACAGGAACCAGUACCAAGACGACUGUGAGCACCAUCAGCGGGACGACUAGCACAAGUGCCACAUCUAUGAGUUCGAUAUCCAGCACAACAGGCACAACAGGAACCAGUACCAAGACGACUGUGAGCACCAUCAGCGGGACGACUAGCACAAGUGCCACAUCUAUGAGUUCGAUAUCCAGCACAACAGGCACAACAGUAACCACUACCACGACGACUGUGAGCACCACCAGCAAGACAAGCAGCGCAACUGCCACAACUACCACCUGGACAUCCAGCAUUUCAGGGACAACAGCAACCACUACCACGACGUCUGUAAGCACCACCAGCGGGACGACCAGCACAAGUUGCCACAUCUAUGAGUUCGAUAUCUAG
Messenger RNA from Prorocentrum cordatum, 1746 nucleotides. The record is from the annotation of a GenBank genome assembly. NCBI's taxonomy places the organism in Eukaryota, Dinophyceae, Prorocentrales, Prorocentraceae.